AUUAUAGAUUUUAACCUCAUUCCGAAUGUGUUAUUAAAAUUGGAAAAAUGGCUGGAACAGGUCCGCAAGUUGCAUUAUCUCCACUAGAAUUACUAAAUAAGCGCCCCACUACAGAACGUCCGCUUAUUUCUCAAUAUCUUCACCCCGCUGUAGCUGCAAUUGUAUCAUUGAUUGGUAUGGCAGUGGCUAAUAAGUUUUCUCCAAGACCAGUUUUGAGCGGAAUACAUAGAUAUGCUUUUGCUGGUGUAGGCGGUUUUUUUGUUGGUAAAGUACUGGAUGACUGGAGAGAGAGCUAUUUGGCAGAAAGAGAUGCCAUACUACGUCAUUAUGUAGAGUUGCAUCCUGAAGAUUUCCCACCUUUUGAGCGAAAAAAAUUCAAAGAUGUUUUAGAACCAUGGACCCCUAUCCGUUAAUGUAUGUUCCAUGUGCAACAACUUUAAAAUAAUAUAAAAUAGCGUUUUAGAAUAUAUAAGUAGUUUAUUGUUGGCCUGGUUGUAAAUAAAAUUACCUUAAUAUGGUUUCUGGAAUUAAAACAAACUCUAUAAAUAUGUUUUUAAUUUUUAUUUGUGGGCUUAAAAGUAGAGACUGAGUAAAAUUUCUAAAGGUAUACACUGUGUAAAUAAUUUAAAAUAAUUUUGUCAAUUUUGUACAUUCAUUAUUUGUAAUGAGGACAACUCAUUUAAGUUAACAAUCAAUAAACACAUUUUAACUGUA
This is a messenger RNA of Sitophilus oryzae (rice weevil), 714 nucleotides long. RefSeq names its product NADH dehydrogenase [ubiquinone] 1 subunit C2 (gene ND-B14.5B). Gene Ontology annotation, cellular component: mitochondrial inner membrane. Bases 48 to 413 code for a protein of 121 amino acids. The record is from RefSeq and is a predicted model, not a curated record. The transcript is spliced from 3 exons. NCBI's taxonomy places the organism in Eukaryota, Metazoa, Arthropoda, Insecta, Coleoptera, Curculionidae. Gene Ontology annotation, biological process: mitochondrial electron transport, NADH to ubiquinone.